CCUUCUUCCUCCACCGGCUGCUUUCAUUCCAGCGCGCGAUCCGACCGGAGCAGACGGUGAACGCAGCCGCCAAAGCCGAGAGAUUCGCUCAGGGAAUAAAUAUCUGCAAACCGCGCGGCUGCUGCUUUAUAGGAAUACCACUCGCUCGUGGACGCACGUGAGCCUGCGCGCAUGCAUAUGGGAGCAGAAGGACUGGACUCUGACCUCAGAGAAAGCGUUUUGGAUCUCUCCGGGCAGGCUGCUGCCCCUUUCUUUUAAUGACAGGCUCCCUCUGGAUAUACUACCUGAAUGGUGACCACGGACCGGACUACCUGUUUUGCAUUUGUUCGCUCAGAGCGCAGGGAAGGGACUGGGAGCCUGGGAGCGCCCUUUGCCUGCUGUGUGGGUUAACAAGUCACUUUGGAGAUCCUUGAAAAGCGAGAAGGGCUUCUGCUUUUACGCAUUAUUUUUAAAUCAUUUUGUUUUUGAUUUUUUUGUAUUUUGUUUUGUUUUUUUUAUUUCAUCGAGGCUAUUUUUUCCACUCUGAACUGUCUUCUAUAUGAGUUUUGGUGAAUGGGGAUAACUCUAACCAAGGAGGCUUGACACGGCUCGGACUGGGUGCGCAGAGCGUCAGAUCGGCCAGGAUAACAUCUCCCAACCUCAGUCUGUUUCGACUUCCAUGACCGAGCAGAUCGCUUUAUGACAAUGGAUUACUUUCUGCUUUUAUGUGUCUCCUUGCUGUCCGUGGUGUUGGCGGUGGAAGAGACGUUAAUGGACACAAGGUGGGCCACAACGGAAUUAGCCUGGACUUCACAUCCUGAAACUGGGUGGGAAGAGGUGAGUGGCUAUGAUGAUGCCAUGAAUCCCAUCCGGACCUACCAAGUCUGCAAUGUUCAACAACUUAACCAGAACAACUGGUUACGCAGUGAUUUUAUCCCACGUAAAGAUGUUCUUCGAGUAUAUGUGGAAAUCAAAUUCACAGUGCGUGACUGCAACAGCAUUCCCAACAUACCAGGGUCCUGCAAAGAGACAUUCAACCUCUUCUACUAUGAGUCUGACUCUGAUUCAGCCACAGCCACCAGCCCUUUCUGGAUGGAGAACCCCUACGUAAAGGUGGACACAAUAGCACCAGAUGAAAGCUUCUCCAUGCUCGACUCCGGACGAGUAAACACAAAGGUCCGAAGUUUCGGGCCACUCUCCAAAGCUGGGUUCUACUUGGCCUUCCAGGACCUUGGUGCCUGCAUGUCACUCAUCUCAGUGAGAGUGUUUUACAAGAAGUGCUCCACCACAAUCGCCAACUUUGCAGUUUUCCCAGAAACAGCGACAGGGGCUGAAGCAACUUCCUUAGUUAUUGCUCCUGGAACUUGUGUCCCCAAUGCCUUGGAAGUGUCCGUUCCCCUGAAGCUCUACUGCAAUGGAGACGGAGAGUGGAUGGUUCCUGUAGGAGCCUGCACCUGCUCAGCUGGUUUUGAACCAGCCGGGAAAGAAACUCAAUGUCAAGCUUGCGGCUCGGGCACCUUUAAGUCCAAACAAGGGGAAAGCCCCUGUCUUCCAUGCCCAACCAACAGUCGUGCCACCUCUGGGGCAGCCAGUCUUUGUUCCUGUCGAAAUGGUUACUACCGCUCUGACACGGAUUCCGCAGACUCUCCUUGCACAACGGUUCCAUCUGCACCACGUAAUGUCAUCUCCAUUGUCAACGAAACCUCCUUGGUACUGGAAUGGAGUGAGCCUCGCGAUUUGGGCGGACGUGAAGACAUCAUUUAUAACGUCAUCUGCAAAAAGUGCCUCCCUGAGCGAGGAAUGUGCUCCCGGUGUGAUGACAAUGUGGAUAUUUCGCCGCGUCACCUCGGCCUAACGCAGCGCCAUGUAACGGUCCGUAACCUUCAGGCCCACACUCAGUACAGCUUUGAGAUCCAAGCUGUCAAUGGUGUUUCCAGCAAGAGCCCCUAUACACCUCAAGUCUCUACAGUUAAUAUCACCACAAAUCAAGCAGCUCCAUCUGCAGUGCCUACAGUCCAUCUGAUGGCAGCCACAGCAAGCACCAUGAGCCUGUCCUGGCUUCCUCCUGAGAAACCCAAUGGAAUCAUUCUGGAUUAUGAAAUUAAAUAUCAUGAGAAGGAUCAAGGGGAGGCCAUUGCCCACACCAUGACUGCCCAACGAAGCAACGCUCGUAUCGAAGGUCUCAAGGCCGGAACGCCCUAUGUGGUGCAAGUGCGCGCCCGAACUGUGGCUGGUUAUGGCCGUUACAGCAGCCCAGCAGACUUCAGCACUAACCUGCAAACUGAUCCACCUAAGUCAUGGCAGGAGCAACUUCCCCUCAUUGUUGGGUCGGCCACCACUGCCUUGGUCUUUGUUAUUGCGGUUGUAGUCAUCGCUAUCGUCUGUCUCAGAAAGCAGAGAAAUGGUUCAGAGUCGGAAUACACAGAAAAACUACAACAAUACAAAUCCCCAAUAGUUACCCCGGGAAUGAAGGUCUACAUUGACCCCUUCACCUAUGAGGACCCCAAUGAGGCUGUACGCGAAUUUGCCAAGGAGAUUGAUGUGUCCUGCGUGAAGAUCGAGGAGGUCAUUGGCGCAGGUAACCCACCAAAGCUCCUGAGCUACAGGGGGAAGACUCCUGGUCACAUCCAGGCCAUACCGUUAGAGGACUUCACACCAAGCGGAGAGUUUGGGGAGGUAUGCCGUGGUCGCCUGAAGCUGCCUGGACGCCGGGAAAUCAUUGUUGCAAUCAAGACUCUCAAAGUGGGCUAUACUGACCGCCAGAGGCGAGACUUCUUGUCUGAAGCUUCCAUCAUGGGCCAGUUUGACCAUCCCAACAUAAUUCGGCUGGAAGGUGUUGUUACCAAGAGUCGACCUGUCAUGAUUGUGACCGAGUUUAUGGAGAACGGAGCUCUGGACUCUUUUUUAAGGCUUAACGAUGGGCAGUUCACAGUCAUCCAGCUUGUUGGCAUGCUGCGUGGCAUCGCAGCAGGCAUGAAGUACCUGUCAGAUAUGAACUAUGUGCACAGAGACCUGGCUGCACGUAACAUCUUGGUUAACAGUAAUCUGGUGUGUAAGGUGUCCGACUUUGGCCUAUCUCGAUUCCUUGAAGACGACCCCACAGAUCCUACCUACACCAGCUCACUGUAUUUCAUGCUCACCUACUCAUUCGCAUAUCCACAGGGAGGCAAGAUCCCCAUCCGUUGGACGGCCCCUGAGGCUAUUGCAUACAGGAAGUUCACCUCGGCCAGUGACGUGUGGAGCUACGGCAUCGUCAUGUGGGAAGUAAUGUCAUAUGGCGAGCGGCCAUAUUGGGAUAUGAGCAAUCAAGAUGUGAUAAAUGCUGUGGAGCAGGACUAUAGACUGCCCCCACCCAUGGAAUGCCCCACAGCCUUACACCAGCUCAUGCUGGACUGCUGGGUGAAAGAGAGGAACCUGCGGCCCAAAUUCACCCAGAUUGUGGCGACAUUGGAUAAGCUCAUUCGAAAUGCUGCGAGCCUCAAAGUGGUCACCAACAGCACGCAGUCCACAGGGGUAUCCCAGCCCUUGCUUGACCGCUGUGUGCCAGACUAUACAACUUUCACCACUGUGGGGGACUGGCUGGAUGCCAUCAAGAUGAGCCGCUACCGCGACAACUUCGUCAAUGCCGGAUUUGCUUCCUUUGACCUGGUUGCCCAGAUGACAGCAGAGGACUUGCUACGGAUAGGUGUGACAUUGGCUGGUCAUCAGAAGAAGAUUCUCGGUAGCAUUCAGGACAUGAGACUUCAAAUGAACCAAACACUUCCCGUUCAGGUGUAAGCUAAAGGCCACACAGAUGGAUGCAGUCCAAGGACAGCCAGAACAGAAAGGGGGAGAAAAACUGUGCAAGAGACGGCCACUGGAAAAACCUUAGCUGCCUGACCCAUCUCCGCCAAUGAAACUGGCUUGCAGUGCCUCUGAAUUUAUAUUUUCUUUAUUUCAUUACCACAUACACUUCCUGGCCAAGCUUUUUGUUAUUCAUCAUUGGUGGUUUUGUUUUCAUCCAGGCAGGAUUAGUUUGUUUUUGAAAGAGAAAAUAGUUCCUUCCCUCUGCGUGCCUCACCACUUCUGGAGUGGGUUGAUGUUUGCAUGCAUGUGGUUUUCGCUGAGGUUGGCCUUAGUUGUAUCCUGAACCUCCUUCCUUAACGUCUAUGCCCAGAUCUGCUGGACAAGAACUGACAUCGUAAAAAUGAAAGAAUCACAAAUAAAAAAGAUGGGGGAAAAAAAGUAAAAGGAAAAAAAAAAGCAGUGUCAGACAACAAGAAAAACGGACAAUUCCUUCCCAAACAGAAGUUGUUUUAUUGUGCAUGUGUUGAUCUUCAUCUUCAUAUUGAAGGUGUGUUACUUAUAAGGGCACUUGCUGGCAUGAGUUGAGGUUGUGAAGGAAAAAAAAUGAAGAUGGGCUGCAGCUGUAGGUCAAGAGGAUGAUGGACAUCACCAAGGUCAAAGGCAGCCACAUUUUUGGACACUCAUUUCGACUGAUGGGUCAGCAGAUGACCUCUCCACUCUGACCUGAAGUGACUCAGGGUAGUUCCACAUCUGCAGGAACACCUGCCCAUCAACUGUGUUUUUUGUAAACAUAAAACGGUUUUUACUUGUCUUUUUGUCCAUACUACAUGUUUUGUUUCUUUGGAAUUCCUUUUGACAGUUUUGGGAGAUCUGUAGUUUUAAAAUGGCCGGUCAGACCGAAGUACCCUUCCCACCUCCAUGCUGGACACUUGAUGUGAUUAGGGGGCAAGGAUUGUGGUUACACUAUUGAAAGACCCCUUGGCCUUUGGUGUGCAUUUUUCUACCUGAGUGUGUCUGCGCGGAUGUGUGAGUGUAUGUGGGAUUGUGUAUACCUGGGUGUGUGAGUGUAUCCUGUUGCACACAAAUAUACUGUACAAAACAGCUUCCGCUAUUUGCCACCAUGGAGAAUUAACGCAUGAACUGAACUUUAAUAAGGAUCAACUAUAUCUGAAACAAUAUGCUAUACUCUGUGGACAGCUGUAGACAUUUUUUAAUUUAAUAAAAACAAAUGGUAUUUGGACAUAAACGAAUCCAUAAAUUGGUGUAUGGAUAAACAGUGAUGGACAUCUUUAACUAUCUGGUAUUAUCUGGAUUUAGAUAUAAUCAACAGGCUUGUUUUGAUUUUUUUAAUGCCCUCCCUAAAUAUUUAUUUGUACCUCACCUGCCAAGUCAUAGUCCCCCUUUCACCACCCAGAUGGACUGAAACAAUCAGAAGAAAAAGAGACUUCAAGAGGACGAAUAAAUGAUUAACAAAAAGAAGUUGCAUAUAAAUUGGAUAUUGUAUAUUUGUUGUUGUUCUAAACAGCCUGUACAUGUUUUAUAAGUAAAGUAAGAUAAAUAACAAAGAAAAAUGUGUUUUGACAAGAAGGAAGUAUUGUUGAAUGUUUGCCUGACUGAAGUGAACAUAAAAACAAGAAUGCUGUGAGGAGUGGAGUUCAACCAUGAAAAAGCAUUCACGUCAGCUCAUUUUUUUUCUCCUUUUUUUGUUUUGUGAUACAAUGUUGUCUUAGUACUUGUGCUUAAGUUUGUCUCUGCCACUUGAACUUCAUUUUAAAGCCCACCCCUCUACUCAUUUACACAAUGAUAAGCAUUUAUAAAGCAUUGAGAUGUUAUUGUCUUCCAGGCACAUUUUUCUGUCCUGCAAAUCAUUUGGUAGUUCUUUUUUUUUUUUGAUUAGAAAAAGUCCAGAGAAUAGUUUCAGACUAGCCAACAUACCAUAUUUAUUUGAGUCACCUAGAGGAGGGUCUGCAGUUUCCAUAGUCUGGCAAAAUCCUCAUUAGAGAAUCUAGAGCUGUCAAUGGAGACCCCUAUUGGUGUUUGUCCGGUCGAUUAACGCAGCAGCCAGUCUGGCAUUGCAAUGAGUCUAAGGUGCAGCAUGCAGACAAAUGCAGGCACGGGGCAGGCGGACCUAUCAUUAUCUCUCAUUCGUUUCCCGUCUGGCCUGCAAUCAUCCUGUCUCAUGCUUUGGCUGCUGUAUGAAUAGCAGAGUGCAGGAUCAACAGUAUGGGCAUGUAGACAGACAAAAUCUGUAGUUCCCCCUCGUCUUAACUGAUCGCAGAUGCACCUCUGAGAUAAUACUGCUUGGGCUUGUCGCAAGAGGGUGUUUGAAGGGGAGGAAUUAAAGAGUAUAGAGUUCACAGCAUUGCAUAGUUCACAGCAUUGUUUGAUUUGGAACUGAUCAAUGCAAUAUGUGAGUGUAGCUCAUUUAGUUCUGUGGCCAUGCAAUGUGUCUUGUCUGAUACGAGUGACUCCUAAAUUCCUUUAGAUGAAGAGUGUGUUAUGCAGAACAACAACUUGAUCCUAGUUCGGAGGUUGUUCAAUUUAUGUUUUCAAUAGCCUACCAGUUUCUGUAAGACCAUACUAAUGUAGAGUAAUAGUAACAAACACCAACUAGUAAAUUAAUAGUUGGGUACUAAGGGAACCAUAAAACAAGCCUAUUUCUUGAAUCACGAUUAUGAGUCCAUAUCUCUGUUUAGACAGACAAGAGCCAGACGUUUUACAAUUGGAAGCCCCAUCUGCCGAGAUGACAACAAUGUGCAGAAAAUGAAAAUGUAAUAAGCCAUUUUUUUUCCCUUGGUAAUUAUUGUGCACAAUUAUUUCGUCUUCUGUUGUAGUAACAACAUUUUAUGAUUGGAGGAUGGAUAGAGAAUAUUUUUGGAAAUGACUGUUACCAGAAUCUCAAAGCAUUUUCCUCACAGACACACAUUAUCCCUCCCCUCCAAAAUCAGUUUAAUCUUUCAAUAAGGCUAUGCUGCUAAUUUUCAUGUAGCACAAAACAAGGCACAGCCGAUGGGCAUAAAGAUACAGAGACUGGGUGGAAUAAGGAGGUUAAACACAAUCAGAUGGCAAACAUGCCAACUCAUGAAGUGGGGCUGCUUGGAACUAUAAUGAACUAUUGAUGGAGUGCACAUGCUUUUCUUGGGGUCUGAACUUGUGUUCACCAAAGUCAAUGGGCCAUGAGUGAUGAGCUUGCCUGGUAGAGCUGCACACAUUAAAAAUAUGAACCCGCUCCCAACACAGCUGCAGCGCAUUCAUGCUCUAGCAUUGUCUUCACUUUUUUUUCUUUUAUCAUUGGCCGAUGCUAAGAUAGACUUUUACCAAUGUGUGUGUGGAUAUGUGUGUGUUGUGAAUGAAAUGUCAUUUUAUACGGAAAGGGGUUGAUUAAGAGUCUUUUCUGUCUGUUGUAUCUCUCUGUGUGCCAACAGGAUUCAAACCAUAACAUCCUUGACACCUUUUUUUUCCCCUUCUUUCUUUGUAUCAUUGCAGAAUAAGUCAACAUACACCAUCACAGAGCUCCCUUAUCACACAAAUCACAUACAGCUCUCUGUCUAUUUCGUUUUUGGUCUCUAUUUUUGAAUAAGUAUAUACACUACUGUUUUUUUUUCUCUGUCCUCUAACAAGCUCACUUCAGAUACAUAUUUUAUGUCACUUUUAAAAAAAUGUUUCUUUUCUUUUUUAAAUAAAAGUAAGCAACGUGUUUUAGAGAGUACUGCACGUGUAACAACACGGGAGAAGAGGGUGGGGUUGAAUACAGAAAUGCAAUUGUCCUCUUUGAAAAGCAUUGAGAUGUAUUUAAUGGUGCAGACAAACACAACAAAUUACUAAAAAAAAUGAUGAUGCAUUCUUGUAGAAAUAUUUUUAAAAGACCCUUUUUUGCAAUUAAAUUAUUUAAGAAAUGUGA
Molecule: messenger RNA, 7666 nt
Organism: Oryzias latipes (Japanese medaka)
Lineage: Eukaryota; Metazoa; Chordata; Actinopteri; Beloniformes; Adrianichthyidae
Gene: ephb3b
Product: eph receptor B3b
Biological process (GO): axon guidance; ephrin receptor signaling pathway; protein phosphorylation
Cellular component (GO): plasma membrane; dendrite
Molecular function (GO): protein binding; transmembrane-ephrin receptor activity; ATP binding
Source: RefSeq, a predicted model, not a curated record